AAUAAUUAAAAAAAAAAAAAAAAACAAAAACAAAAACAAAUGGCUUACGUGGCCAAAUGUACGAGCUCUCCACCAACGCCGACCACUCUUCCUAACCCCCCCUUAUCUUCCUCCGCCACCAACUUCGUGUCGCCUCCCACUUCUCAACAGUCGUCGACGCCGGUCGCGGUGGUUCUCAGCCCCUGCGCCGCCUGCAAGAUCCUCCGGCGCCGCUGCAUCGAGAAGUGCGUUUUGGCUCCUUAUUUUCCUCCGACGGAGCCCCUCAAAUUCACCAUUGCUCAUAGAGUGUUUGGAGCUAGCAAUAUCAUCAAGUUCUUGCAAGAGCUGCCAGAGUGUCAAAGAACAGAUGCAGUGAGCAGUAUGGUGUAUGAAGCAAAUGCAAGGCUACGGGAUCCAGUGUACGGCAGCGCGGGCGCAAUUUGCCAGCUGCAAACGCAAGUGAGCGAGUUGCAGGCACAGCUAGCGAAGGCCAGGGCAGAGGUAGCCAAUAUGCAGCAACAACAAGCCAACUUAUUAGCGUUGAUUUGCAUGGAAAUGAAGCAAUCAGCGGAGCCCAUUUGGGCAUCGCACCUUGCGGAUACCAGUUGGUUCCUUGACGAUGCUACUCUAAGCGCACCGUGGGAGCCGCUCUGGACAUGACCGCAGCCGUUGCAUCCAUAUAUAUUUAAUUUCAUUGU
This is a messenger RNA of Cucurbita pepo subsp. pepo (vegetable marrow), 677 nucleotides long. The record is from RefSeq and is a predicted model, not a curated record. NCBI's taxonomy places the organism in Eukaryota, Viridiplantae, Streptophyta, Magnoliopsida, Cucurbitales, Cucurbitaceae.